AUGUCCUGUGAAGCCGCAAAUCCUCGUUACAUUACCCUUCCGUCAUUCGACUCAGUCGAAUCACUCGAGGGUAUGUCCUCUUACCCGUAUAGUGUCGCGAGUCGCGACUUUUACCUAAAUUUGCAUUCUGAUCGCUUCCCGUCUUCCCUGGGCGACCCGGAAGAAGAAGAAGAAGAAGAAGAAGAAGAAGAAGAAGAAGAAGAAGAAGAAGAAGAAGAAGAAGAAGAAGAAGAAGCCGUUGACUCGCUUGAUAACGGACGUAUGAUUUCUCCCUUUCUUGUCAAAGUUUAA
Messenger RNA from Penicillium diatomitis, 291 nucleotides. RefSeq lists its product as uncharacterized. Bases 1 to 291 code for a protein of 96 amino acids. The transcript has a single exon. NCBI's taxonomy places the organism in Eukaryota, Fungi, Ascomycota, Eurotiomycetes, Eurotiales, Aspergillaceae. The record is from RefSeq and is a predicted model, not a curated record.